CGGGCCAACAUGACCCUGCAGUGCACCAAGUCAGCUGGACACUGGAGGAUGGUGGUGUGGGAUGAGGAAGGUUUCCAGGGCCGACGGCAUGAAUUCACAGCCGAGUGUCCCAGUGUGCUGGAGCUUGGCUUUGAGACUGUGCGAUCUCUGAAAGUCCUGAGUGGAGCGUGGGUGGGCUUUGAGCAUGCUGGCUUCCAAGGACAGCAAUAUGUGCUGGAGAGAGGCGAUUACCCUGGCUGGGAUGCCUGGGGUGGCAACACAGCCUACCCCGCCGAGAGGCUCACCUCCUUCCGGCCUGUGGCCUGUGCUAACCACCGCGACUCAAGGCUGACCAUCUUUGAGCAGGAGAACUUCCUGGGCAGGAAAGGCGAGCUGAGCGAUGACUAUCCCUCUCUGCAGGCCAUGGGCUGGGAUGGCACUGAAGUGGGCUCCUUCCACGUUCAAUCUGGGGCGUGGGUUUGCUCCCAGUUUCCUGGCUACCGAGGUUUUCAGUACGUACUGGAGAGCGAUCACCACUCAGGUGACUACAAGCACUUCAGGGAGUGGGGCUCCCAUGCUCACACCUUCCAGGUGCAGAGUGUGCGCAGGAUCCAGCAGUGAGCUGGCACAGGCGACCUGGGGUGCCUGCGUGAUGACGACGGAGUAACUGGCCGGAGGAUGUGGCAGCUCUUGAUUCUGGCUACCCCUGUGUCCUCUGGGAACCCCACACCCCUGUCAGCCAGCCCAUGCCCCG
Molecule: messenger RNA, 733 nt
Organism: Apodemus sylvaticus (European woodmouse)
Lineage: Eukaryota; Metazoa; Chordata; Mammalia; Rodentia; Muridae
Gene: Cryba4
Product: crystallin beta A4
Exons: 5
Coding region: 10-600 (196 amino acids)
Biological process (GO): lens development in camera-type eye; visual perception
Molecular function (GO): structural constituent of eye lens
Source: RefSeq, a predicted model, not a curated record